GGUCCAAAAAUCUGACAUGGAGUUGUAGUUCCCCUUUCCUUUUUGGGGCCAGGCUUAUGGCAACUCUAGAAAGACUGACAUGAAGCUUCUGGAGGUGACAACCACCAAGAACAGCAUGGUUGUCGUGUCUAAAGUCCUUCUCACAGGUGUGAAUGCUGCACCCUUCCUCUCGGGUUUACAAUUCUCUCCUUGGUCUUGGUCACUGCCGUUGGUGUACCACUUCCCUCAAGGGUGCAGCCCACUUCUCCCCUCCACCUCCUCCUCCUUUCCACCGUGAUGACAUCGCCCCGGGGAAGAGAAGCUGUGCAGAGCUCCUCACUCUCAGCUACUUCAGUUUCCGUAUCGGCACCAUGACAUCAUCUCUACCCUGGAAAUUCCACUUGCCCUCCUAUGCUCCCACCUCUGUCCCAGUCCUCAGAGUUCCUAUAAAGAGGGGAUCCCAGCUCAGCAUCAGCACAGAACACAGUCGAGUUCUGAAGCUUCUGGGUUCUUCAGUCUCAGCUCCAGGAAAGCCUCUUCUCUGCCAAGACCAUGAAGCUCUGUGUGACUGUCCUCUCUCUCCUCGUGCUAGCGGCGGCCUUCUGCUCUCCAGUGCUCUCAGCACCAAUGGGUUCCGACCCUCCCACUGCCUGCUGCUUCUCCUACAUCCUCCGGAAACUUCCUCGGGACUUUGUGAUGGAUUACUAUGAGACCAGCAGCCUUUGCUCCCAGCCCGCUGUGGUAUUUCAAACCAAAAGGGGCAGACAGAUCUGCACCAACCCCAGUGAGCCCUGGGUCCAGGAGUACAUGAAUGACCUGGAACUGAACUGAGCUGCUCCAGGCACAGAGGCAGGUCUCCAGGGAAGGUCACCUGGGCCUGACGCUUCUCUGAGACCCGCCUUCUCCACCUUCACUACUUCUCUCAGUAGUCCCUGUUCCGUCUCUCAAUUUAAUCUUUAUUAUGUGCUGUUAUUAUAUUUUGUGUUAUUUUCAUAAUUUAUGUUGGUUUUGCCAAAGGGCACAUGUCCCCCAUGGGGAUGGUCCACCAUCAGUUUCUCUGCUAUUGCGGAUACAUGGGUA
Messenger RNA from Myotis brandtii (Brandt's bat), 1059 nucleotides. RefSeq names its product C-C motif chemokine 4. Lineage: Eukaryota; Metazoa; Chordata; Mammalia; Chiroptera; Vespertilionidae. The coding region runs from base 532 to 810 and encodes 92 amino acids. Gene Ontology annotation, molecular function: chemokine activity; CCR chemokine receptor binding. The record is from RefSeq and is a predicted model, not a curated record. Gene Ontology annotation, biological process: G protein-coupled receptor signaling pathway; neutrophil chemotaxis; cellular response to interleukin-1. Gene Ontology annotation, cellular component: extracellular region. The transcript is spliced from 3 exons.